Molecule: messenger RNA, 1318 nt
Organism: Schizosaccharomyces octosporus yFS286
Lineage: Eukaryota; Fungi; Ascomycota; Schizosaccharomycetes; Schizosaccharomycetales; Schizosaccharomycetaceae
Exons: 1
Coding region: 137-880 (247 amino acids)
Cellular component (GO): intracellular anatomical structure
Molecular function (GO): oxidoreductase activity, acting on NAD(P)H, oxygen as acceptor
Source: RefSeq, a predicted model, not a curated record
UUCCCUACUCUCUCAUCCAUCCUCAACCGCACACCUGAUUCCUUGCAUCGAUUGAUUAGCAAUUAAUUGACUUGGAAUAACUGAAAAUAUAUAUUGUACCUAAAUCAUAAAAAAAGACUAGCUCUAAAUUCUAAUAAUGAGUCAUAUUGCAGAAAAAGUAGUAUUACUGACAGGCGCUUCUAAAGGUAUUGGUCUUGCGACUGCUCAAGCACUUCGUGCUAAAUCUAAGGUGGUUGCCGUUAGCAGAAGCUUGACGAAGGAACUAGAGACUUUACUUUUGCAACAUCCAGAUUCAUUCGUGCAUGUGCAGGGUGAUGUUUCAGAAACGGCCAAGUCAAGCGUAGAUACCGCUAUUAAAAAGUUUGGCCGACUUGAUGCCAUUAUCUUAAACGCAGGUCUUGUUGAACCAAUUUCGAAAAUUGAAGACGCGGAUGUGAAUCAAUGGAAAAAGUUGUUUGAUGUCAAUUUCUUUAGCGUAGUCGAAACUAUCAAGCAAGCAAUCCCUCAUUUACGCAAAGCAAAAGGUUCGAUAGUCGUCGUAUCGUCUGGGGCCGCUGUUCGAGCUUACCCAGCUUGGACUGCCUAUAGCACCUCGAAAGCAGCUGUUAACAUGCUUGUUAUGAGCCUUGGAAGCGAGGAAAAGGACAUUAUGAGCGUUGCUGUACGACCUGGUGUAGUUGACACUCCUAUGCAAGAUAUUAUUCGCAAUGAGCAAAACAAGCCUGCCAUGGGAGAUAUGCAUAACUAUUUCAAAGAACUCAAGUCUUCUGGUAAGCUUGUGUCUCCUCACGAUGUUGCCAAAGCUCUUACUUACUUGGCGUUAAACCCAAGUGAAAAGGUUACUGGUCAAUUUGUUGAAUGGAAGUCCUUUGUCGAGUAAAGUUCAUCCCAACCUUUGUUUAUGAUUAAUUAGAGAGAAUGACUAUGAAUUUUUGUUUUAUAUUUAUCUAAGACAUACUUCGGAUUAAGAAUGUUUUGCUUUUUUCUAUUAUUCAUUCAUAGUGGUUUAUAAGAACGGUAAUAUCUUCAAAAGCAGUCUACACAUUUUCUUUAAAUUACUCAAAAUUUUCUUUGCAAAUGAACUAAAAUCGUUAAAACGGAAGACGAGCUUUGCUGAGCGUGAUGAAUCCAUUUAAAGUCAGUUUCUGCUACUCAUUCUUACAAUUUAAAACUUUUUUCUCGCUUAAAAUUACAAAUUCUAAAAUCUGGAGUAUAGGCUUAAUUUCCUUCCAUUAUGAAAUAAGACUCUUGUCUAUUACACGAAAUUUUUUCUAAAUCGCAUAUGACGACGACCUGGGAGUAGUAAACGUUUACAUAA